AUUUUGACCCGAACAGCACGCGAGAGGAUCAGGCCGCGCGUAAUUGAACUUCAUACCGGUCGUGAUUUCCCACUCCUCCUUUUGCAGUCGUUGAAGACUUUAUGUAUAUUCUCUUGACUUACAUCCUUAGCACGAAUGCAUCGUCUAUGCACCCUGCGCUUACUAGCGACUUUGACAGUGACUCCCGCUACUUUGGCAACACUCUCAGACCUGCUGUAAAUGAGCGAAUGAGUUUUGUAAGAGGCUGCUUGAGCCGGAAGGAUGCUGCGCGAGGAAGCGCUCGGGGGAGGCCUUGCAGCAGCGCUGUGGGCAAGCCUGUCCAAUACUACUAAUUCCUCGGGACAGCACCACGACGCCACCGGCGCGGCUGCCGCGGCCUACUAUGUCCUCGUGGGCAUCCUGCCGCUACUCGUGGCGUUUGGGAUGGUGGCAGGCCUGGCGCAGGCGGAGCUGGGGGGCCGGCUCGCCCCCGGCCCCCGGCGGGUGGCCGCGGCUGCCCCCCUGGUCGCGCAACUCCUGACUGCCGGGCUGCUGGCGCUAAUCCCGCACCAGACCCAUCAACACCAUCACAGCCACCACCACCUUCACGAGUGGCAGGCACCGCCGCACAUGGGCCGACACGGCGGCGGCGGCGCCAGCGUCUGGUCGGGCGGCCUGGCGGGACGGGGAGGAGGCAUCGGAGGCGGCAGCAGCGGCGGCGGCGGAGGUCAGGGGGAGCUGUGGGGAAGCUGGCUGUUGCCGCCGCUGGUGUCAGCGGCGCUCACCCUGGCCAACCAGGACCCGCCUGCUGCCACAGCCGUCCAGGCCUCACUGCACUACACACUGGCCCUGGUGGGCGUCGCCGUCGGCUGCGCACACCGUGCAGCGCAGCUGCUGCUGCUACUGCCGGCGCCGGCGGCUGCGCCGCCGCCGCUGGCGGCGGCAGCGGCACUACAGCCGCUCCGCCCGCUGGCGGUGGCGGCGAUGCCGGCAACUGUGUUGCCGGCAGGGGCGUUGUCAGGGGCAGGCGCUGCGGGCUCGGGCGCGGCGGCGGCGGCGGCGGCGGAGCACGCGAGUUUAGACGGUCUGUUGGCGGGGCUGCUGCGGAGAGGCGUGAGCCCCGUGCUGGGGUUGCUGUUGGGCCCUGCGGCCAUGGCGGACGCAGAGCGGCGGCUGGGCAGCUGCGCCCUCGGGCCCGGAGCUGCCCGGGCAGCUUUGGCGGGGAGCCGCGGCAGUGGCGGCGCCAGUGACGUCCAGGGCAGCAUGGCGGCGGCGGCAGCGGCGGCGGCGGCGCUGUUGGAGGAGGGCGAGAACGAGCGCUGGCGAGAACUGGCGGCGUUGGGUGUGCUGCUGCUGCAGCGCAUGCUGGUGCUCGCGGCGCUGUACGGCACGGUGGCGGCGGCGGCGCCGCUACUGGCGGCCUGGCGGCGCCGCCGCGCCCGCAGCGCGCAGCGGCGGCUGCUCGCGCAGUCCGCGGACGUGGGCGCCGCGGCGGCGGCGCUGGAGGCCGCCGUGGCGGCCGCGGCGGCUGCCGCCGCCGCCGCCGGCGGGGCGGCGGUGGCUGACGCGCGGCCGCUGGCGGUUAUGCUGCAGCACCAGCAGCGGCUGCUGCUGACGGAUGCGGCGCUGGCGGAGGGCGACGGCAGCUGGCGGCUGGCGGCGGGCUGGGCGGAGCGGUGGCAAGUGGUGCUGUCCCGCGGGGCGGACGCCGUCCUGAUGCUGCAUGCGCUACUCAACGCCAACUCCUGCGGCUCGCCGCUGCUGACGGCGGCUACAGCCGCGAUGGCGGCUACUGCUGCCGCCGCCGCAGGAGGCGGCGCUGGCGGCGCCGCAGGCGGCGCCACAGGCGGCGCCGCAGGCGGUGCAGCUGCUACUGCUGCUGGCGGUGGCCCAGGCGAGGCGGCGGCAGUAGCGGCUGGGCACAGGGCUGGGGCUGGGCUGGGGGGCCUGGCGCCCGCCGGCGGUGGUGCGGCCGGCGUGGGGCCUGUGGGCUCGGUGGUGGGUGCGCUGCUGCCGCUGCUGCGGUGCCUGGGUGCGCUGCUGCUGACGUCGUGGGGCGUGUCCGCACUCGCCCUCAACACGCUGUGGCUGCUGUGGCCGUCGGGGGCCGAGAGGCCCUCGCACGUCCAGCUCAUCAACAGCGCCGCGGCCUGGCUGGCAGCAUUCGCUCGCGCCGCCGUGCUGGUGCUCCUGGCGCCGUCCGGCCAGGCAUCGCCUGCCUUCUCCGCCUCCUCUUCCUUUCACCCGUCUCAGCACUACCCUUCCGGUGCUGCCGCUGCUGCGGCGUCAGCCCCACAACUAAGAAGCGGCGUGCACCCGGGACCACAAGGCGAGGCGGCGGUGGGCCUGGCGGCGGCGCUGCUGGCAAACCUGCUGGCGAGCUCGCUGUCGAGGCGGGCCUUCGGCCUCCAGUCCGCCGCCGCUGUCGCGCUGUCGGCGGCUCUUCACCGGCACCUGGAGCCGCAGCUGCCGACGGCGGCUCUGGCGGCUGUGUACAGCUGCGUGUGGCUGGUGGCGGUGGCGCUGUGGCGGGCCCUGGCGGGCGCCGCCGCCUCGGCCCGGCGGCGCGCCUGGCGGCGCCGCCAGGUGGCGGAGGUGGAAGCCGGGCGCGCGGCGGCGGCGGCGGCCGCCGCCGCCGCCGCUGCCGCGGCGUCGAGCUACAGCGCCGGCGCGCGGCUGACGCCGCUGCAGCUACAGCUCCAUGAGCUGCACAUGCGGGGUGAGCUGGGCGGCGGCGCGGCGGCGGCGGCGGCGGCGGCGGCGCAGCCUACAGGAAUGGCGACGCCGGUCGGCGUCGCGGGUAGGGCGGCUGCGCUCAUCUCGGACGUCGACAGCGUCACGCCGCCGGCGCUGAACACCGGCACCUCCGCCGGCUCCGCGGCGCCCUCUGUCGUCGGCGCGGCGGCGGCGCCCGGCAGCACUCUGGCCCCCGCCGCCGCCGCCUCCACGGCGGGCCGCGCGCCGUCCGCGCGGCACGCCGCGCACGCCUCGCGCCCCACCUCCUUCGAGGUGCCCAGCUUCGCGUCAGCUCCCGACUCCACCCUGCUCAGCAAGUACCUAGGCAUGCCCACGCCGCCGCUGCGGCAGCUGGCCGCGUCAGCCACCUCGCUGCCCGGAACGGCGCCGCGCGCCGGAGCGGCGGCGGCGCCGCCACCGGCGCCGCCAGUGGUGCUCGACAGCGGGAGCCUGGCGGCGCUGUUUGGUCCGGACGCCUCCGUCAGCGGCGUGCGGCGGCUGCCACCCAUGGUGUUGGCGCAGGCGCUGGCGAGCAGCUACAGCAGCCUGGAGAGCCACGCAUCCUCGCGACAGCGGCUGCUACAGCCGUCGGCGGCAGCGGCAGCGGCGGCGGCGCUGCUGGUGCAGCCGCACCCAGACCAGCCGCACGUGAGCGGCGGCGGCGCUGCUUCCGGCGGCGGACCUGCGUCCGCGGAUGCGGCUACCGCCGCCUCCUCGGCGGCGGCUGCAGAGGUGGCAUCUACGCUCGUGGAGCAGAUGCAGCCGUCGCAGCCGCCGCCGCCACCGGCAGCGCCGUCGGCUCAGGAGUCUCUCUCUCACCGGCUGGCCCGCAGCUCGCCAGCGGCCACGCGGCUCAGCUCGCCGUCCGCGUCGGCGUCGGGUUCGGCGCCGGGGUCGCGGCCUGGCGCGCUGACGGCGGCUGGGACGGCGAUGGCGACGGCGGCGGCGGCCGCGAGCCAACAGCAACAGCCGCAAAAGAUGCAGCACCAGUUGCAGAACCAGAUGCAAAUGCAGCACGCGGGCCUGCGCGGAGCUGUCUUCGUCACGCACGACGGCCGGCGCUACUCGCGGCCGGCGUCGGGGCCGCCGCUGCCGCACCACAGCGAGGAGGUGGAGGAUGAAUUGGACGAGCCGCCGCCGCAGCAGCGGGCGUCGGCUAGCAGCCGCGGCGCGUCGGCGGCGACGGCGGCGUCGGGAUCCGCGUCAGCAUCAGCAUCCGGCGCCGCACCGCGGCAGCGGUCGCGCGUGAUCCAGCCGCCGCCAAAGGGCCGCGCGUCGCUAGACAUGGAGCUGGCAGACGAUGUGGCGGCGGCGGCGGCGACGGCGGCAGCGGCGGUGGCGGCGGCAGUGGCGACCGGCGGCGCCGGGCCGAGCCCGUCGACGGGUGGCUUGCCUGCAGGCAUCCAGUCGCGGCGCUCGCAGUCUGAGCGGCCGUCGUUGGAUCUAGGGAAUACGCCCGAGAGCGAGUCGUACGCCGCCGGCGCCUCCACUGCCGCGCGUGCCCGGGCGGCGGCCGCCGGCCGCCAGGCCGCGGGUAUGCUGCUGACGGCGGCGCCGGUGAAUGCUGGGGGCGGUAGCGCCGCCGCCGCCGGCAUUGCCGGCGGCGCCGCCGGCAGCGAUCCAGGGGGUGGCGGCGCCGGCCCGCGGCUGUUGGACGGUGUUGCGACGGCGCCGCCGGGCCCUGGCAGCGCGAUGCGGCGCGCGUCGUCGGAACGGCCAAUGAGCACCGUGGCGCAGCUGACGGCGCCGGCGGCACACGCGCCCGGCGGCGGCGGCGGCGGCGGCAACGCCCGGCAGCAGGGCGAUAGCAAGCGGCUGCCAACGGUUCUAUCGCCGACAUCGCCAGCGGCGGCGGCGGCGGCGGCGGCGGCGGCGGGAUCGGCGGCGGCAGCCGGAAACGCAACAAGCGGGCAUUCCGUGUGGACGCCGCCCAACGACCUUCGCCCAGCGGCGCAGAGCACCCCGGACACUCCUGCCUCGUACGCCCAGGGCGCUGUGUCUGCCGCCGCCAGCUACCAUGCCGGCAACAACCCAAUGCCGGCGGCAGCGGGCGCGGCGGCGGCGCGGGGCUGGAUAGGUGGCCCUGCCGGCGACGCCGCCGCUGCCUCCGCCGCGGCGCUGGCGAAGCUGUACAGCAUAACGCAGCGCUCCGCGAAUCUGGCGUCGGGCUCAGGGCCACGUGCGCGUACGGCGUACGGCGCCGCCGCCGCCGGCCCGCCGCCGCCGCCGCCGCCCGCCGCUUCGCGGCAGUACAGCCUAGCGGCGUCCGCCACAGGCCAGGGACUGUUCGACACUGGCGGCGCCGGCGGCGGCGGCGGCUCUGUGGCAGGCCUGUGGACACAGACCAGCGGCGGCGAUGCGGCAUCCGCCGCUGCAGCCGCCAUGGCUGGCGGCGCCGGCGGGACUGGGCCGCUGCCGGCGGCGAUGCCGGACGCAUCGGUGCUUUCCUCAACCAUCUUGGAUGCAGACAUAUAUGACCGCUUGCUUUCCUCCGCCUCGUCGCCGUUCCUGCUUAACCCCGGCAACGCAGCCGCGCGGGCCGCGCACCAGCAGCAGCAACAGCAGCAGCAGCAGCAACAGCAGCAGCAACAGCAGCAGCAACAACACAUGGCGGCGGCGGCCGCGUAUCAGGCGCAGCAGCAGGAGGCGCAGCAGCUCAGCUACCGGCGCAACUCGUCCGGUCUGUCGGAGGCGAGCUGGACAAUCCCGAACCUGCCGGCCGGCACCGUCAUUUCGGGAGCCAGCGUCGCCACCGGCACGGCCAGCAGCGGCACGGGCGGCAUGGCUCUGGCUCAGAAGCUGCAGCUGCAGCAACAGCAGCACCACAUGGCCUCGAUCGCCGCCGCCAUUGCGCCCAGCAGUGCCGGCGGCGGCGGCACGACCCCUCCCAGCUACAACGACGCCGCCGGCGGCGGCGCCGCUGCUCGCCGCCGCUCCGUCGUCAACGCACGCAGCCUCGCCACCGGCUUGACCAGCAACCCUAGCGCGAGCACGGAGGCUGAGGAGCCGCCGACGGGAGUGGAGCAGGCCCAUGCGGCUGAUGGCGGCGGCGGCGGAGGCGGUGCGGGCAUGCGGGGCCCUGGUGUGUCUGACCGUCGUUCUCUGGGCCUGUCUUCGGGCCUUGUGCGCGAGGGCAGCAAGGCCAGCGGCGGCGCGCGGCAGGUGAUUGUGCUGUCUGACGGGAGACAGGUGUAUCAGUCGGAGACACUGGCUGCCGCCAGUACAUCGAGCGCCGGGCUGCCCAAGCUGCCGCCCGGCGCCAUCGUCAACGCCGCCGCCGCUGCCGCCAGCCCGAACGCCUACGCCGCGCCGUCGCACCUGGCGGCGGUUGCCACCGGCGCCGCAGGCGUCCGCACUGGCAGCAGCAUCACAGGCGCCUCCACUCACCGCUCGGCUAAAUCCAGCCGCCACAGCCUUGCCAGCGGCGGCGGCGGCGGCAUGGCAACGCCGCAUCUGCACUCCUGGUUCAGUGUCCGCACGCCCACCGGCGGCCUCGUCAGCCCCUUCAACCGAGCCGACGCGGACACAGCCCUCGCGGCGGCGGUGGCGGCUGCGCCGGGCAGCUCUGCCGGCGGGCUGCCGCCUACUGCAGUUGCCGUCGUUGCAGCUGCGGCUGCUGCUACCGCCGCUGCACGGAGGCCUCCUGCUGUGAUUGCUGCUGCUCUGGCUACUGCCACUGCCGGCGGUGCGGCAGCGGCAGCUAGCCCGCGCGUGGCUUCGUCCUCGCAGGAUCGGCUGUCGCAGCUUGCGCAGCAGCAACAACUGCAGUAUCAACAACAGAUGCAGCAGCAGCAACAGAUGCAGAUGCAACAGAUGUUGCUGUAUUCCCAGAGCGCCGCCUCCGAUGCCAACUGGCGGCUGCUCACAAGCAGCUACAGCCACUUGGGGUCGGGGCCCACCGCGCCCGGCCAGGCGCAGCCGCCGUCGCCGGCGGUGCAGCAGCAGCAGCAGCAGCAGCAGCAGCAGCACCACCACCACCACCACCAGACGGCGCCGAGCUCGGCUGUAGCAGCCUCGGCGACGACGGCGCAACUGAUGGGGUCCCUCAACGUCGCCGGCGGCGCCGCCACGCCCACCGGCGCCUCCGCCAGCGUCGGCACGCCCUUCUACCCGCCCGCGCUGGGCGGCGGGGGCGCAGCCCCCGCCGGCGGCGGCGGCACCGCCGGCGGCGCAGCCGCGAGCGGCGGCCUCAUGACCAGUGGCGGGAUGUUCUCGAGCCACUCGGGCCUGAGCGCCGCCACGUCAGCAUACGGCGCAAACACGCAGCGCAGCGGCGUGACGGGCGUCACCGCCACCAGCGGCCUCGGCACCAGCGGCAGCGUCGGCCGCCACGGCAGCUACGUCUCCGCCGCCGGCGGCAGCGGCCUCGGCCUCAGCAGCGGCGCCAGCUACGCCACCGCUGAGACCAACACCAGCGGCGGCGGCGCCGCCGGCGGCGGCGGCGGCGCCGCCGCCGGAGCUCCUGCCGCCGCCGCCGCCGCUGUUGUUGGUGUCACUGGGACACGGUACAACCGUGGAUCUCUGGAUCUCGCGCGACACCUGCACGACAACGGCUUGAUCCGGAUCGGCGAGGACGAAACCUUGACCGGAACUGGAACCGGAACCGGAACUGGCGGCUCCGGCGGGGACCCAUCCCACGACGUCGAUGCCGAUGCCAGCAGCGGCGCCGACCGUAACGGCGGCGCCGCCGCCGCCGGUGCCGCCGCCGACGGGUCGAGCGCCACCGGCCGGAGCGGCGGCAGCAGUAGCAACCGCGCUCUGGAGCGUUACAUCCAGGCGCAGACCCGGACGAGCGUCGGCAGUAGCGAGACGACUGCUACAGCCAGCCUGCCACUCACGGUAGCGACGGGCGAGCCGUCCGGCGUCGCUGCGCGAUUGGACCCCACCGGCAGGCGGCGCGGCGCAGUAGCUACGGGCGCCACGGCGGCGGCGGUGCAGAGCGGCCCCGACGGCGGCACGGAGGGCGAGCGGUGGAGUGCCGAGGACGGAAUGCAGUACUUCGGCAGCGGUGGGCACGUGUACGGUCCGCGUACUGCGGCGGCGUCGGCGGCGCUGGCGGCGGCGGGCUUCACGAUGCCGCACAGCGGCGCUGCCGGGGCCGAUGGCGGCGGCGGCGGCAGCGCUGGCGGCGGCGGCUCGCCGACCGCCGUCGUUCUCACGCCGCUGCCGCGCCUGCCAGAAAUCGGCGGCAGUGCCAAUGCUGCGGUUCCACCCGUCCGCCCGGCGCCGGGGCCUAGGCCGGCGGCGGCAGGCGGCGGCGGCGGCAGCAGCAGCAGCGGCGGCGGCGGCGGCAGCAUCAGUUUCGGCAGCGCCAUCGCUGCCAAGCUCCGGGCGUUUGGUGCGGGCUUCACCCGCACCGGUGGCCUGGGCAACAUUCGACACUCGCACCACUACAAGCAGCCCACAGCCGCAGCCGCAGCCGCAGCCGCUGCCGCUGCCGCGCCGGCGGCGAUCACGGUGGCAACGCGCACGCCAGCCGUCGCCAACCGCAGCGGCGGUUCCGCCACCACUGCCAGCGGCGGCGGCGGCGGCGCGCAAGCCGCCAUUGUCAGCGUGCAACUGGCGUCGGCGGACGCUUGGACGUCCUCCGAUUCAGCCGCCGCCGCUACCGCCGUCGCAGCCUCGUACGGGCUAGCAAGCCGCGGCGGCGGGCGGGCGAUGGGGCUGGAGAGCGCACCCGUGUCGGACGUCACGCUCCAAGGGAUGCUCACCUCCCACACCGUCGCCUCCUCCUCCGGCCCGCUUGCUCAUCUGCUUUCAGCCCCUACCAGUACCGGCACCAUCUCCACUUCCGCCGCUGGCGGCGGCGCCGCCACCGUUGUCGCUGCCAGCGGCGUGAUCAUUUCCGACCGCUUCGGCCGCCACGGCCACGGCGGCAGCAUUGGCAGCGCCGGCACCGCCGGCAGCGGCGCCGCUGCCGGCGGCACCGGCACCGGCGGCACCGGCACCGGCGGCGCCGGCAGCAUCGGCAGCGGGGCAACUUUCGCGGGCGGGGUCGAUGGCGGCCUGCCGACCGCCAGCGUUGGCAUCGUCCUUGGCGGCAUCGGCCGCGCCAACCUCGGCAGCGGCACCAGCGCCAGGAGCAGCUCGAACCACUCCCUCGUUUCCUUUGCGGACGUAACGCUAGGGGCGAUGCUGGGCGGCGGCGCCGCUGCGCCCGCCAGCAACGCCUCCGGCGCCGUCAACAUAACCGCUAACAACCUAACCGGCGGUAGUCACGCCGUGGGCAACCUCAGCGGUAACGUUGCCGGCUCCGCCGCGCAGCGCGCGCAGCGCGACGCUGCCGCCGCCGCGGGGCGCGGCGUCGGCCGCAGCGGCCGCGCCGGGGCCGCCGCUGGCGCCGGCGGCGCCGGCGGCUUGCUGCUCUCGCCUAGCGGCAGCACUGGCGUCAUGGACGGUGUGGAUCCGCUGCUGCCGCUUACCGCCACCCAUCGAUUCAUUGAGGCCCAGACGCUUGCGGCCAUGCCGGGUUCUGGAUCCAUCGGACGGUUGCGUGGUAAUGGCGGCGGCGGCAGCAUGCCUGGCGGCGCCGGCGCUGGCGGCGGCGGCGGCGGCGGCGGCGGCAAUGGCGCCAACCUCGGCCCCGGCGGCGGCGGCGGCGGCGGGGCCGACGUCAGCGCCCACGGCGCGAACAACAGUGGCCGCCUGGGUUGGAUGGCCGCCGGGGAGACAGGGGCGUACCGGCCCACUAUUCCUGAGCUGCUGGCAAGCACGGUAGCCGCGGCGACGGCAGGCGCCGCCGCCUCCGCUGCCGCGCAGGGCAGCAACGGUGGUGGCGGCGGCGGCGGCGGGACGACCCCCGGGUCUUCGGCUGCGCAGAUCCUCAUGUCUUCGACGGGAGCAGGCGGCAUUGGAGGCGGAGGCGGCGGGGUGCAGUCACAGCCGCAUCAUCAGGCGCUCGACAGCUUCAGUGCCGCCAAGCUGGCAAGCCUCAUGCUGAGUCAGCACUUCAACACUACUGGCGGCGGCGGCGGCGGCGGCUCAGGCCACCCAGCCCUGCCGGUGGUGCCGCCAGUGGUGACACAGUCAUCGGGAACGGGCUCAGGCUCGGCAGCGGCGGCCUCGUCUGCCCACGAGCAAGCGGGCUUGGUUGCACACGCUAGCAGCAGCAGUCGGGCGCUGUCCACCCACCAGGAGCUUGCCGGCGAGGCAGCAGCAGCUGCGGCGGUGGGCGCGGCGCCGUCGCCGCUGCCGCUGCAACCUGCCGUUGCCGCCGCCUCCCAGCAGCAGCAGCAGCAGCGGCACACUGGCGGCAACGGCCGCGCCGGCAAGUGGCUGGGAUCGCUGCUGCGACGUACGACUACAACUGGCGGCGGCGCCGGAAUCAGCGGCUCUGUAGAACCGCUGCACGUGCCACGCGCGGGGGCGGCGCCGGCGGUGGUUGUUGCAGGCAGCGGUGGCAGCGGCGGCGGUGGCGGCUCGCCCGGCGCUGCCUCGCAUCCCAGUACGUCGUUGAGUAGCGCCGCCCGCGACGCCCACGUCGGCUCAGCUGCAGGGCCCGGCAGCGGCCUCCAUGUGAUUGGAGGCGGUGGAGGUGGAGGUGGAGGUGGAGGUGGAGGUGGAGGUGGAGGUGGAGGUGGAGGGGCCGGCGGCUCCUCGCAGCUCCUGCACCGGCUUGACGACACGGCGAGGAUCUCGCCGGUGAAAGGCGUGAUGCGCAGCCUGAAGAAAAAGCUCAAGGGCGGCAUGCGUGGCGGCGGCGGCGGCAGCAGCAGCAGCAAGGGGGCGGCGCGGAGCUGAGAGGCGGGCCUGGGUGGACAUGGGCCGCCUAAGGCAGGGCGGUGGUGAAGCGUGACGUGUGCGAGAAGGGGAGCGCUGCCUGAGACAGUGCAGCAGAUAGAGUAUGGAAGGAAUGGCGUGUACACGUGACGAGGGUGGCGAGAUGCUUGCGUUUUGUGGCUCCGUCCCUGACACUUGACUUACCUAUGAGAGCAAGGCUGGAGAAUGGUUUAACCACUGCAUGUGCCGAGGGUUCUGACUAUGCGGGAACGUGUGGGUAGCUGCGUGCCUGUGCCACGUGUGUAGCCGUGUGUUUGUGCAGGCCUGCCUGCGCGGGUGGGGUGGCGCGUUGCUUACUCAUGGUUGGGCUGAGGAGCUGCUGAGAGACCCGGGGGCGACCGGCACUCGCGCACAGGUUUUGGAACCCGCUCUCACGCACAGAGACAGAAACGCGCCGGUCCGCGCUUUCCGUUGCGCCUGUGAGGGGCUGCCCACAGAAGGCCGAGGCACACGAGGGGCCCGGACUGGAGGCAGGUGCAGGGUGAUGUUAACGAUGAUAUGGGUCCAAAUGAGGCGCAUAUGUCUAUGCGCGUGAACGAAUGAAGCCUGGGGCCCGUGUGUGUUUAAGGUGCUGUGCAAGGGCCAUGUGAGUGCUCCAACAAGCCGCGUUGCUCAGCCGAGCCUCAGCGUGUUUGGAUCGCGCAAGGUGUUGUGCGCUUGGACCCGUGUGUCCCCGAUCAGCACGGAUCACGUUUGCGGCGUUAAUGCGAUUGCCCGCUAGUAGCAAACCAGCAAGGAAAGCGAACUGUACGCAAGAUGGAGCGCCAGGGCUAGGCGUGGAGCAGUGGGGUUGGCGGCUGGUGGUGUGGGCGGAACGGUCGUUCUACGCCGCACAAGUACGGAACACGCCCUGGGGCAUCUAGAGGUGACUUUUGCCGGCAGUCCUACCACAGGCGGUGUGCCAGAGACGCAGUAAUUGCGCAAGUGGAAAUCACGACCGGUAUGAAGUUCGAUUACGCGCGGCCUGAUCCUCUCGCAUGCUGUUCGGGUCAAAAUUGUAAUCGAGUUCUGCA
Messenger RNA from Chlamydomonas reinhardtii, 11507 nucleotides. RefSeq lists its product as uncharacterized. Bases 262 to 10455 code for a protein of 3397 amino acids. Lineage: Eukaryota; Viridiplantae; Chlorophyta; Chlorophyceae; Chlamydomonadales; Chlamydomonadaceae. The transcript is spliced from 7 exons. The record is from RefSeq and is a predicted model, not a curated record.